This is a messenger RNA of Scaptodrosophila lebanonensis, 3103 nucleotides long. Its product is annotated as adenylyl cyclase X E-like. The transcript is spliced from 11 exons. Gene Ontology annotation, biological process: cAMP biosynthetic process; adenylate cyclase-activating G protein-coupled receptor signaling pathway; intracellular signal transduction. Bases 42 to 3029 code for a protein of 995 amino acids. Gene Ontology annotation, molecular function: adenylate cyclase activity. Lineage: Eukaryota; Metazoa; Arthropoda; Insecta; Diptera; Drosophilidae. The record is from RefSeq and is a predicted model, not a curated record.
UGGCCGCUCUAUGUGUAGUCAGUGUUGAUUUAUUGCCGAAUAUGUACCAUUACUAUGCUGAAGAUAUAGCUCUGGGUUCGUUUUACGACACCUAUGUACUAUUUAUGAUAUACAUGUUUCUGCCCAUACCGUUCAUAAAGCCUCCCCUGGCUUUGGGCAUAUCAGUAUCCAUGAUAUAUACUGGCUACUUCGUGUACUUUAUGUCAUCCACAUACCAUUACGAACUAACUGAAAUAAGCACAUACGAUUAUAUGAGCCUCGAUGUGGCGCAUUACGUUUGCUUCAAUCUGCUGGGCGCAUUCUUUCGCUAUAUGUCCGAAAUAAUAAUCCGCUCAUCGUUUCUGGAUCGCCAUCAGUACGUUUUGGAGGACAUUUGGUUGCGUAAUGCCCGCAAGCAGGAACUAAAACUGCUUCACAACAUAUUGCCACCACAAAUAGCACGUCCCAUACAGGAUUAUAUACGUAAUCGAAUUAUUGCGGAUAAGGAUGGGGUUGGACAUCCGAAUUUAAUAUUCGAACGCAUUAUAAGCAUACAAUUGCAUCCGCUAGUCUCCAUUCUUUAUGCGGAUGUGGUCAACUAUACCUAUUUAACAACAACUCUUUCGGUGGAGACGCUGGUUUCGCUGCUGCAUGAUCUCUAUGCUCGUUUCGAUAUGGCGGCCAUACGAUUUAAGGUUCAACGAAUCAAAUUCCUGGGCGACUGCUAUUAUUGCGUGGCUGGCCUUGUCCGCUCUAAUCCUGAUCAUGCCAAAAGCUGUGUGGAACUGGGACUGAGCAUGAUUCGACAUAUAAGAGAAGUUCGGUACAAAUCUUACAGGGAGGAAUGGAAAGUAGACAUCGAUAUGCGCAUCGGUGUGCACUCUGGCGACCUUUUCGCUGGGGUUGUCGGCAAGGCCAAAUUGCAAUACGAUGUUUGGGGAACCGAUGUUAAAAUAGCCAAUCGCUUGGAAUCUACCGGCAGGGCAGGCUAUGUUCACAUCAGCAAGCAAGUGCUGCACAUGCUGGGCGAUGAGUAUGAAGUGGAACCGGGACCAGAGGGAGCCGUUUCUGAUGAGUUUCUGAAACACCACAAUAUCGUGACGUACUUGAUUAAAUCAGGAGAUCCGGAAAUCCUCACUGAUAGUACCUACUCGCUCAAGAUCAUUGAAUCAUGGUCCGUCAUAGGAGUUUCAAGGGAGAACAGCCUUUAUGACUCCGCCAGUGUAGAACUACACAAUGAGCUCCACAAAAUGCCUGUUGGAGGCUUAAAAAUUAUGGAUUUGUUUAGCUGCAAGAAAGUGCAGAAGGUGGAGGAGGUGGAGGAAGAGGAAGAAAAGUUUCGUGAUAUGUCACUGUUCUGGCUUCACUUUCGUGAUCCAUCACAUGAGUGGAACUAUAUGCGUCAACCGGACUAUAUGUUUAAGAUCAGUAUUCUGCUUGCCUGGUUCAUUGGCGUCAGCCUCGUUGUAAUGCAGCUGAUAGAUCAGAAAAACCCCAGUUGGAUUACCAACGUAAUCGAUGUCGUACUCCUUGUGGGACUGAGCACCUUGCUCUUCAUUACCUGGUACAAAACGAUCUGCUAUUGCAGACAUGGAGACCGAGAGCUGUAUACACUUACAUACAGUCUCUUCAGCCAUUUUAUAUUCCGCAGUGCAGAUUAUAUACAAAAGAGCUUGGUGGUGCGCAUGUGCAUCUAUAUGUAUGUGAUUAUCGUAUACUUUGCUAUUCUGUCGAUCAUGCUGGCGGGCUGCAGCCGCGAUGAGUAUGAAGUUCUGAUGAUUGAUAGCAAGCUAUAUCACUACGAUCUGGAUGCCAACAUGUGCUUCCAUCCUUGGGUGAUGAGCAAUAUGGUUUCACUCAUCAUUGGCAUGAGCUUUAUUUUCACUCGAAUUCCAUUUAUGGCCAAAACUCUAGUUGGCGGAAUGGAAACUAUCAUAUAUAUGGUCUUAUUAUUCUUUCAGUUCGAGUUUAUUUUUCAUCACAGCCCGACUACAAAUCCGUUUUUUUUUACGGAGUAUGCUCAUAGCAUGCUUAUUGUUAUGACCUUAGUCAGCAUGUAUCUGAUGGAACGUCAAACCGAGUUUAACAAUAAAGUUAAUUUUAGCUGGCGGGUGGAGCUCAUGAAGAAGCAACGCGAUGCCCAUUUGACGAAUGAAUCUAUUUUAAUAAUGCUUAACAAUAUAUUGCCCUCUCACGUGGUUAACGUUUAUUUAACGUCGCUGGCCAAGGGCGAACUAUAUUAUGAAAACUACGAUAUGGUGGCCGUUAUGUUUGCCUCAAUUAAGGACUUCAAUAUAGAUUUAGCAAACUUGCGGCUGUUAAACGAAAUUAUAUCCGAAUUCGACAAGCUCCUAUCCUUCUAUAAGGACUACUAUAUGGUGGAGAAGAUUAAAAUAGUUAGUUGCACCUAUAUGGCUGCUUGCGGUCUAGACCUAGCACUGUCCGAUGGCAUCAGCAGGGAGUAUGGCUCUAUAAAAGAUGAGGUGGAACGCGCUCGACAGGCACGCGCAAGUCUUGGAGACCAGAGUCAGAACAAUGAGGAGGUUGUCUUUGUGCUCACCACAUUUGCCCUCGAUAUGAUGCGCACCCUGUGGGCCUUCAACAAUCUAUAUUUGAUGCAACAUAUGCCCUACGAUCGCGCUUUAUCGACCGGCAUCAUGAGCAUUGGAAUAUCGUGUGGUCAGGUGAUGGCCGGAGUAGUGGGGGCCUCGCAGCCCCACUAUGAUAUCUGGGGUGAUCCGGUGAAUAUGGCUUCACGAAUGGAUAGUACUGGGGUGCCAGGAAAAAUUCAAGUUACCGAAAAUACAGCCCUCAUAUUGCGAGAGUUCGGUAUACAGUGCAAUUAUCGGGGCAUGACAAUGGUAAAGGGCCGUGGCCAAAUACCCACCUAUUUCGUAGGCAUUGACGAGGACUACUAUUUCAAGAAUCAUGGUGAUAGUGCUCGGCGACCACGACACGGAGAUGGACAGACCCGUAACUUUUUGCUUGAACAGCGAGAGUCUAAUGCUGUGCCAACAGAUAACAUUAAAAACAAUGACUUUCAAAUGUAGAACAUACUAUAUGUUUGGUUGAUUCAGUAACUUGAGUUUUUACACUCAAAAUAAAUAGUAGAACAAAAAGUAAA